Messenger RNA from Penicillium macrosclerotiorum, 1977 nucleotides. RefSeq names its product acetyl-CoA:L-glutamate N-acetyltransferase (gene arg2). The record is from RefSeq and is a predicted model, not a curated record. Gene Ontology annotation, cellular component: mitochondrial matrix. Gene Ontology annotation, molecular function: arginine binding; L-glutamate N-acetyltransferase activity, acting on acetyl-CoA as donor. Gene Ontology annotation, biological process: L-arginine biosynthetic process. Bases 1 to 1977 code for a protein of 658 amino acids. The transcript is spliced from 2 exons. Lineage: Eukaryota; Fungi; Ascomycota; Eurotiomycetes; Eurotiales; Aspergillaceae.
AUGAAGGCCUUGGGCGCCGUGCAAAAGAGAAACAGCUCGACCGACUCCGCUUCUACCAAACGAGAAGCCAAAUCUUACUUAUCUCGCUUCAAAGCCAGCCCUUCCAAGGCAAAUCCAAAACCAGAGGCAGUAAACAAAUCCUCAGAGAAGUCAGGAGAAGAAUCACUGGCCUCCGGUGUGAAUCUCGGCUCCUUCUACGGUGCGAACAGAGCUGUAUAUGACAGCCCGGUUUUCCGUCAGAACACAACACCGGCUCCACGAGGGCAAGAGCCUUCAGAGAAGCUUCACCUGGCGUUGAUCAAGAUUACCACACCGCAGUCCUUAGAUGAUACAGUUGUUGAUGGUGUGGCUAAGACCUUGUCGCAGCUUGUCCGUCUGGGGAUGGCUUGCUGCGUGGUUGUUGACCCCGGGAAUACGGAUUCUCCUGCCGCAGUGCGGCAAAUCGCCAUUGAGCAGGCUAACCGGAUUUCGGCAGCUGUUGAUGCACAGCCAGACUCUAAGUCAUUUCGCUUGGACUCAGCACUAUCUCUGUCUGAGAAAACGCCUGGUGACCCCACAGUCACGACUCGGAAAGGACUUCUCAGUCCGCUUUGGGAUGGACAUGUUGUGAUUGUCACACCAAUUGCAUAUAUGGAAGAGAAUCCUCGAGCUGUUUCAGUCUCUGCAAAUGACACCGUCAUGGCGCUGACCAAGGAAUUUGCCGGUCUAUCUACCCACCCAGACCCAGAUGAAGAUCCUACUGUAACCGCAGAGCGAAUCAAUAAUUUGCAAAAAGAGGUCUCCCUCGACCGCCUCAUUCUUCUCCAUCCUCUUGGGGGCAUUCCAGCCUUCAGUGGACCCCAAGAAUCUCAUGUAUUCAUCAAUAUGGAGCAAGAAUUUGAUGAAAUCGAGGAAGAGCUCCUCGAAACCCGAAACAUCCUUUCUGGUAAAAUCAAGAGCACAAUGAGCGCUAAGGAUGCAGGACCGGCAUCUGCUAUUUUGGAAAGCAACCCCUUCUCCAAAUUCGUCAAUCAGGAGGUGGCAUCACCCCUUCCAGGACAGUCAGAACAACUGCCUGGCUCCAAAGCAAUGGGCUAUGUGCUUGAUGGCCAUUUGGAGAAUCUUCGCUUGUCCCGACAAGCACUGGCCAUGCUGCCGUCGGCCUCUUCGUCCAUCAUCACCUCUCCUCAAGAAGUCGCCCACUCUGCCCGCCCCCCGCAAACCUCUACUCCAGAUGUAUCCGCCGUUGGAACCCGACGCCAGCGCAAUCCCCUCAUCCACAAUCUCCUCACUGACAAGCCUCUUCUCUCAUCCUCACUGCCGCCGGGGCGUCGCGGCCCUGCCAAUGGCAAGGCCAGUGCCAUCAGUUCACUUCCGCCCCAUUCCACCUUUGUCAAGCGGGGUAUGCCGCUGACCAUCCUGCCGAACCCGCACAUCCAGGUUUGGACAGCCACUGGGCAGCCCCGUCUGCAGCUGAAUGACCCUUCCAUCGACCUCCCGCGACUCGUGCACCUGAUUGAAGACUCCUUCGACCGUAAACUCGAUGUACAGAACUAUCUCGAGCGAGUCAAUGACCGGAUAGCUGGUCUUAUCGUCGCCGGUGAGUAUGAAGGCGGGGCAAUCCUCACAUGGGAAUCGCCGCCCGGAGUCGUCGAUGACGGCAGCGAAGCCAGCGCCGCCCGCAUGGUGCCGUAUCUCGACAAAUUCGCCGUCCUAAAGCGGAGCCAAGGCGCCGGAGGUGUUGCCGAUAUUGUCUUUAAUGCGAUGGUGCGCACUUGCUUCCCCGGUGGGGUCUGCUGGCGCAGCCGCAAGGACAAUCCAGUCAACAAGUGGUAUUUCGAGCGUUCGAGCGGCACUUGGAAGCUCGCUGAUAGUAACUGGACUAUGUUUUGGACUACGCCCGGCUUGGUUGAGGACUCGCAGCGGUUCAGGGACUAUGAAGCCGUUUGUCGGGCUAUUCAACCCAGCUGGGCUGACAACAAAAGUGUAAUUGAUUGA